AAUGAGAAAAGAAAAAGUCAACAAACAUCCGUUUAAAUUGUCGAAAUUCUGUCUCAAUUUUUCCAUAAAUCGUGGAAUUUGGAGUGCUACCGACGAAUAAUUUGUUUCGAGCUGAAGUGUUUUAGUUCUGGUGUUAUUUCUCCGAAUCGCUCUGCACCCGUUCAGCUCUGAAUGAUUGGAAUCGUCGUUUCCUCAUGUUAUCAACGACGUGAUAAUGGAAUGAAAUCUUGACGUGUUUCCAUCAUUAGUCAUAGUCAUGAGUUCCUUCUACUCAUUAUCCUUAAUUAGAUGAUCCCAGAAUGCCACAUCCCUCUCCUGUGAUGGCUGCAGCUGGUAGUUCUGGUAAUCUAAUGGUUAAACCGGCUCGUGGCUGGUUACAUCCUGAUACUCUCGUCUCCAAAAAAGGAGUGACAUAUGCUGUGAGGUAUAUUGGCUGUCUAGAAGUUUUCACAUCAAUGAAAAGUCUUGAUUUUGACACAAGGUUCCAAGUUGCCAAAGAAUGCAUUAACCGAGUUUGUGAAGCUGCUGGUCUCAAAACAGUGGACAAGAAGAGGAAGGUUGACAAGAAGGUUCAACGUGCUAUCGGCGAAACCCCGAUAAUGGAACACGCUGGUGCCAAUGUCAAGCUCUCAAUUUCAGCAACAUGUCUGUCACUGAAAACCCUAGAAUUUGGCCAGUUGGUGGCCACUCAUGAUAUGCCCAGGAUUUCAUUUGCUUCAGGAGGAGAUUCGGAUACAUUAGAUUUUGUAGCCUAUAUAGCGAAAGAUCUGCAAGAUUGGCGAGCGUGCUACGUUUUAGAAUGUGGCGGAGGACUCGCUCAAGAUGUGAUCACGACAAUCGGACAAGCGUUCGAACUACGCUUCAAGCAGUUUCUGACAAAACCUAAAUCUUCACCCCUUCCCCCUGAUGAUCGAGAAUAUUACAACGAUUUACCCGGGAAAGUGCCGCCAGAUGUUGGACCUCCUCCGGUACCUCCCUUACCCAAUGUCAACACAACUGUCGCUCCCAGAGAACGUUUACCAUCAACUAAUUUAAUCGAUCUGAAUUGUGAGGUAGCGCCCCCUCCUCCAAUCCCUCGAGCUCAUGAUUACGUCAACGAUAUCAUGGUUGGAUCAGACCCAUCUCAACCAAGAGAUGUAUUUGAUAUGCAACCAUUUGUGAGCACAGAAGUAGUAAACACAAAUACACGUCUUCAAGAUGAAUCCUGGUUCCAUGGAAACAUCAGCAGGCAACAAGCAGAAAAGCUUUUACAGCAGGAUGGAGAUUUUCUUGUUCGAGAAUCUCAAGGCUCCGAUGGUCAGUACGUUUUAACAGGCUUACAGGGUGGAGUCAAGAAGCAUUUAUUACUGAUUGAUCCUGAAGGAGUGGUGCGAACGAAAGACAAAAUGUUCGAAAGUGUGAGCCAUCUAAUAAAUUAUCACUGUCAAAACAAACUUCCAAUUAUAUCUGCGGAAAGCGCUUUGGUAUUAAGGAAUCCAGUUUUACGGAAGAAUAUUCACUGACACUGUCGUUACCUUUUACAAUAUGAUGCGUAGAAUUAGAAGACUGUAAAACUUUGUGAUAUGUAUUUUCAAUUUUUAGAUUGCGAGCGAUUGGAAAGGUUUUAUCGAGUCAUUGAUCGAUAUAGAGUUGACAACUAAUUUCAAUAGAGGUUUAUUUUUCCAAGUGAAAUCUUUUAAAACCGUAUGUAUAAAAUAAAUUCUCUUUGAAGGUUUUUAUGGUUAGCAGAGACUCGAUUUGGUUCACGUCUUUUUAAUCUCACACCUGAACAAUGUGAGAUGAAAUGUUUGUAGAACACACUUUAUUCAAGGUAAACUUCCGUUAAUUUUUGUAGCAAAACUUUCAUUUUAACUAAUACCCGUUUAACAAUUAUUAGUUUUUUCAUCAACAUUGUUAUCUCUAUGUUAUGAGAAAUAAUGAUAAUUUUUGAACAUAGGUUUAGGUAUAGGUGAUGAAAGUAAUGCACUUGCUGGUAGACAUUGAGACAUUGAAGUCUGAUGUUUUACAAGAUUUUUUUGUUGUUUUGUUUUUUGCUCGAUAAAAGAGAGAAAUUGCAAGAGAAGGUGCAUUGUAUUUUGUUCUAAAAAGUCUGGCACUCGUCCGAAAAUGAGGUGUGAUCAUAAUUUACCUGAAUUUCAUUAAGUAAGAAGGUUUCCAAAGAAUGAUUGUUUGACUUUAGAGUAUUUCAUCCUUAAAAUUGUAUGCUUAAGUUUGAAUAUCCAAGUCCUUGCUGUGAGACACUGAGUCUUUGACCAAGUACAAUUAACUCUACAGGGAAGACAUUUUUUAUACACCAAUUUUCUCUGUAAUGCUUUUCCAUAAUAUCCCUCAUCAAAUCAAAAAUGAUUCUUAGUUUUUCUGCUCCUAUUGUUCUAUUUGUAUCGUUUUUCAAUAUUUUUUAAACUUGUCGGAACCAUGAGGGAAAAUCCCAAUGACUGGUAGUGGGCACCUUUAACAUAAAAUAAAAGAAGAAAGUAUUUUAAUCUUAUAAUCUUAAUCAUUGAUGUGUAUAUUUCCAUUUUUUUAAAGCUGGAACAAUCUCAAAUAAUAAUCAACUUUGAAAAGAAAACAAAAAACAGAACAAAAUGUUUUAUCAGAAGAGUUGUGGUAACGCAUAGAUACUCACACAAUUUGUUCAAUGAGAUUCUAGGUGCUGAGAGCUCAACUUUAUUAGCUAACUGUAGAAAUUCUUAUGUCUUUGAAGAGAACUGAAAAUAUCUUUUGAUGUUAUCCUUUUCAGAUGUUAUGUUUUUGCAGUUCGUUUCUUUUAUUCUUCUAUGAAUGUUUUGUCUUCCGAAGUUCCCUUUCAUGUCUUUUUCAGAGCUCAUCUGAACUAAUCCAUGACUUCCAAUUUUUCUAAUUAAGUUUUAUUACUAUAGUGAAAAGACUUCUAUCGAGUAGUGAAAAUUUGCUCCAUUGGUAUGCCUGUUCUUUUAGGUGCAAGCUUUCGAAUUUAUUCUCUUAACAAGAAUGAAUUAGAAUGGUUCAUUGUAGGAUGAUAAAAGGUGCAGUCUAAGUGAACGUAUCGUGAUAAUUUUCCAGGCUACCUUGUUUGUGAGCUUGUUAGUAAUUCUUAUCAUUAUGCUUUGGUCUUGUUCAUUCAUAAUUUUAUUUCAAAUAUUUUUUUUCCUUUUUGGUAACUAUUGUUGCCUGCGUUAGUUAAAAUCAAGAUAACUGACCGUUCUAUUUGUAAGCGGGUUCUAUUAAUACCGGUGAUAUUCAAAGAUCUAUCCAGGUAGUGCAAAUUUUUGUUUUAUUUUCUACUGGUCAAUAUAACUUUAAAAAAGGAAGCUUACUUCUGGUUUCUUAGAAUCAGUUACGAUUUGCAUUAGAAUUUUGAGUCACAAAAUUUUAUUUCUAUUUGUGACAUCAAGUCAUUUUUAUUAUUCAUUUAUAUUUUCUUUUUUUUUUUUUUUUGCGAAAGCUAUGAAUUUUUAAUUUCGUUUAAUUUUUCAAAUUUGACUUGUUCUGUCGGCUCAAAAGAAAUUUUUUUGUCUUAGUUUUAUUUUCACUAAAUAUUCUUUAAUCGUUAGUCCCACUGAAAUGUAGAAACCUUUUAUAUAACUCCUUAUAGUUUUGCAUAUUAUUUUAUGAAAUCAAAGUUAUUUUUGUGUCAUAUUCUUAUUUUAUGGGUUUAUCGAGUAUCUUGUUAGAAAAUGCAUUUUUAUUUCUUUUUUCCAUUUGUGUGUAUCUAUUAAUAGAUCAAAAGUGGUCAGUCUUAAGCAGAGGUGCAAGCUCUUAGCACGCCAUAUUUUGAAGAGAAUGACAAAAGUACAGGCUGUCUAUUGAAUGAAUCUAUAAUACCAAUGGCUAAAGUUGAAAACAGAGCACUCAGAUUGGAACUUUGUAAGUCUCCGCUCAUGUUGUAUUCUUUUAAUGGGAAACCAUUCAACAGUUCGCUUUAAAGUUUUUUGUGAAUUAUCCUCUUUUAUUAAAACAAAAAUUUACACAAAAUUGCAAGGAACAGUUCUGAUUCGUUUUCUUACAAAAAAAAAAAAAAAAAUAAAAAAAUAAAAAAAAAAAUAAAUAAAACAUAAUCGAAGAUUUUCAAAUGUUGCAAUUGGAAUGUGCUCUUUUCAUAUUUAGCCAUCUAUAUGCAUUUCCUUUCGUAUGAACUCGUGUGAUUAUUGAGGUCGUAAUUAUUUUUUAAUUCUAAAUCCUACUUAAAAUUGUAUCAUCAUUCUUUUUCUUCUUUUAAUCCAAUUUUUUAAUGUUAUUACUUUCACUGUCAUUAAAAUAAUAAUAAUUCAUGUAUAGAGUAGUUCCAGUGCGAUCAUGUCAAGACAUUGCAUUUCAUCGAUGAACUGGUCGGUUAGUUAAUUCAUAGGAAUCACACUUGAUCGCACCAGUAAAGCAGCUUGAUCAGCAGAUUCAAGCUGCUUUACUGAUUUUGUCUAUAUUUUGUUGGUUGCUUUAUCAUUACAUUUAUCAUACAUUUUCUUUUUCUAAAUAUCAGUAAUUAGACCUACUAGGGCUGGGAUUGAAGCAAUCUUUAACGUUUUAGUCAAAGUGUGUGUCUUUUUAUUCCACAGAGUUCAUAAUAUAUUAGCAUCUUUUUAUUUUUUCCUAUUUAAUAUUUUCAGUGUGAUCAUCAAUUUGCACGAUCACAAAUCUUCUCUUAAAGUCUUUACAUUCACUCUAUCAUUUUCAAUUUUCUUCUUGCACUGAAACUUAUAGUUCAUUCGUAUAUCUAGUCAUUUUAAGUUUUAUCAGUCGUCACAAGUGAGCGUUAGAUUCUGCCAUUAGAACAUUUAUCUAAUUCUAAAAGUGUUUACGUCUGGUCGACCAUCUAUAUCAUCCUCUAGGAACUUGAGUAUUGAUUUCAAAAAUGUGAAUUUCCACAGAAAUGUUGACCAUCUUUGACACCCUGUUUUUCUGUUCUGAUGCAUCAAUAGCAAUCUCUGUAGGACCCUUUCUCUGCCUGCGUUGCUGUUGCGUUUGUUGCAAUAACCCGUUACACAAAAUAAGAGUUGAGAUUUAGGGAACCGCUGAAAUAAAAAUACCAAGUUAAAGUUUUGGCAGAAACAGAAAGUGCAUGAACGCGAGAGACUGGGGUUGUGCACUGUUGUUGCUUUAACAAUGGCUCUUUUUUUCACACAGUAUUCGAAAGGUUUUAAUUGAAUAACUUGCGUAAAAUCCACAAGAAAACUUUCUGUAGUCAUUAACAUAGUUUCAUUUAUUUUAAGAGAUCUGAAACUACAUUCUUACAAUUGGUAUUAUCAUGCUGAAGUAGUAUUGCUUAAAAUUAUUCACGCGUUUGACUUCUUAAGCUUAGCUCAGUUUUAUCUACUUAUUAUCAUGAGGAUCAUUUUCCUGCAUUAUUACUGCCCCAUUUAUUUCGUAUCUAUCACAGUCAAUGCCUACACAGAGUGAUCCGAAAGUCCCAUGCUAUUAGCACCCCUGUCAUAACUUUUGAACUAAUCGAGAUAGGAAUUUGAAAUUUCAUGAGUGUUCUUAGGUCAAGAGAAACGACGUUUGGAAACCCCUAAACUUAAAGGACCACCCUGAAAAGGGGCAAGAACCAUAGGGGUUUUAGGGGUGAUGCAGGACUUUCGGCUCACCCUGUGAAUCUACACAUUAGUAGGUACUAUUUUUGGUGCAAUUCUUAGUUUUGUAUUAGAUUUUGCCACCCCUUAUUUUUGUCAAGCACAUGAAAUCCGAAACUGAAAAUGUUAUUAGGUAAACCUGUAAUUCUUCCAUUUAAACGUCUAGGUUUGUUUAGAAAAUUUGAUGUUCCGAUACUAUUAUUCUCAUUUUUAAUUUUUUAUUGUAUUCGUACCUAACAAUUCCAACUUGAUAAUGGUAUUUUGAUCCAUUGGGCUUUACUAAACGAAAGAGGAAAAGAUCCCUUCUUUUUUUCAGAAAGAGUUUUGAAGACAGCUCUCUAAUGGGCUGUAGGUUGUUUUUCAAGACACUUUGCGGACAGAUCCAUUUAGUCUAGUGAAGCCCAAUUCACUAUCGAAGCACCAGAAGAGUAGAGUAUUUUUUUCCCAUUUUAUUUUUUGUAGAAAUUUGUUCAUCAAUGUGAAGUAUUCAUUCAUUGUAUGUCAUUAUUUUGAAUUAUACUCAUUGUUUCAUGUAAUGA
This is a messenger RNA of Bemisia tabaci, 6085 nucleotides long. It is a transcript of the gene Shc, whose product is annotated as SHC-adaptor protein. Gene Ontology annotation, molecular function: receptor tyrosine kinase binding. Gene Ontology annotation, cellular component: plasma membrane. NCBI's taxonomy places the organism in Eukaryota, Metazoa, Arthropoda, Insecta, Hemiptera, Aleyrodidae. Gene Ontology annotation, biological process: intracellular signal transduction; cell surface receptor protein tyrosine kinase signaling pathway. The record is from RefSeq and is a predicted model, not a curated record.